Messenger RNA from Rattus norvegicus (Norway rat), 3670 nucleotides. The record is from RefSeq and is a predicted model, not a curated record. Lineage: Eukaryota; Metazoa; Chordata; Mammalia; Rodentia; Muridae.
UUGUGUUUCCAAUAGGGUGUGGACAGAAAAGAAAAGGACAGACAGACAGAAAGGGUCAGGGUCCUGAAGCAGCCGGACAUCCUGAAAGUCUGAUUCCCAUCUUGAGAGCCUCUUCCGAAAGGCCAUAUGUGGCCUGGCACAGAGGGCACAGGACAGGAAGCUGCUGAGCACUGCUCCCUUUGCCUCUGAGGAGAGAUCAUCUUGCAGACAGUGCUUGCUGACAUCACCAUGCCAAGCUGGAUCCCUCUCCCUGCGUUCUGCUGCCUCCUUCUCCCCUGGGCCUUCACCGUCUUUCACAAAACCCUGGGGAACCCCGCCCCCCAUCCGGGUCCCCACUACCUCCUGCCCCCCAUCCACGAGGUCAUUCACUCUCGUCGUGGGGCCACGGCCACACUGCCCUGCGUCCUGGGCACCUCGCCUCCCAGCUACAAAGUACGCUGGAGCAAAGUGGAGCCCGGGGAGCUCCGGGAAACGCUAAUCCUCAUCACCAACGGACUGCACGCCCGGGACUACGGGCUCCUGGGAGGGCGCGCCAGCUUGCGGAGAGGGCAUCGGCUGGACGCCUCCCUGAUCAUCAAGAACGUGCGUCUGGAAGAUGAGGGUCGGUACCGCUGCGAGCUCAUCAAUGGCAUCGAGGACGAGAGCGUGGCACUGACCCUGCGCCUGGAGGGUGUGGUGUUUCCGUACCAACCCAGCCGGGGCCGCUACCAGUUCAAUUACUUCGAGGCGAAGCGGGCGUGUGAGGAGCAGGACGGACGCCUGGCCACUUACAGCCAACUCUACCAGGCGUGGACCGAGGGGCUGGACUGGUGCAACGCCGGUUGGUUGCUCGAGGGCUCCGUGCGCUACCCUGUGCUCAACGCGCGGGCUCCAUGCGGCGGCCACGGGCGGCCAGGCAUCCGCAGCUACGGGCCCCGCGACCGCAGCCGCGACCGCUACGACGCCUUCUGCUUCACCUCGGCCCUGGCAGGCCAGGUCUUCUUCGUGCCUGGACGGCUGACGUUGUCCGAAGCCCACGCGGCUUGCCGGCGGCGCGGAGCUGUAGUAGCCAAGGUCGGGCACCUCUACGCCGCCUGGAAGUUCUCGGGGCUGGAUCGGUGCGACGGAGGCUGGCUGGCGGACGGCAGCGUUCGCUUCCCCAUCACCACGCCGCGGCCGCGCUGCGGGGGUCUCCCUGACCCCGGGGUGCGCAGCUUCGGCUUUCCCCGGCCCCAGCAGGCGGCCUACGGGACCUACUGCUAUGCCGAAAAGUAGCAGUGCAUUGCCCUGCCACGCGCGACAGAGUGGCGGGUCCCCUCUGGACAGACGAGGGCUGAGCCCCCCUCACCUGCCUUCCCAGGCAGCGAGAUGCUCUGGGCUCCUGGGUAAAGGGGCUUCCUGGGCAUUAACUGACCAAUAAAAUAACAUGGCACCUUCUUUGUUCGAUAAGCUCUAGGGCUUGGAGGCUUUGAAGUACCUGUGCUAGAGGGUCUGGCCCUGGACUCAAAGUACCUACUGCCUACAAUCUAAAAAAGAGGCUUUAUUCUGUCUAUGGCUCGUCCAUACACUGGGUUUGUGAUUAGAGAGCACCCACAGCACGAAGGACUGAGGAGAGGAAGUCUCAGCAGGCCUGGUCAUCUACACGGGAGAACCCAGGCUGCUGUUAUGUCUAGCCAGCCACCCAAAUUUUCCAGUAGCACUCCAAACAUCCAGAACUCUUUGGCCCCUACAAAACAAAUAUUCAAUGGGUCUAAACUCAUUUCUAAAUGUACUUAGCACUUCCAAGGUCUGCUUUAUUUAGUUUGUUAAUUUCCUUAUUUUGAGGCAAGUUCUCUCAAUUUUUCCUUGACCGUCCUGGAACUCCCUGGGCCUUGAAUUCACACAGAUCAGCCUCCCUCUACCUCCUAAAUGCUGGGAUCACAUCAAAGUCUACAAUUAACGAUAGUAAAUUCUGUGUGAACUGAGAACUCAGCAGCUAAGCUAACUUGAUGCUCUCUCAGAGGACCAGGACCACAACCAUCUGUAACGCCAAUUCCAGGGAAUCCAACAUCCUUCUCUGACAGGCACCAGGCAGACACACUGGGAGCUUGCAUGCUUUAAUAAAUCCACUCAAGAAAGAUACAGACAGCCAUUGAUAAAGACAAUUAAAAGUAAAGGAGUCCUUUACUUUUGACUGUGAUCAAGAGUGGCUCUGAGCCCAAGCUCAGGCAUACAGCACUUUUAAAGAUAGAAACCAUGGUCGCAUCACUGUUAGAGGAGGGUCCCAGUAAACUUGCAACAUUUGUUUUUGGCAGAAUAUAGUAGUUAUUUCAUGCACAACAUAGCAAUUAUUUUUGACUUAUACCUUCUUCACUUAUUGUAAACAAUAAUUAUUUUGGUUAAUGCAUCUGGAUCAUGCUCCCAUGGGGGAGUCACGGAUGUCCCCAAUGUGUAGACUGUGGGGAGGGGCAGGGGCUGAGAAGUGUCUAAGCAGACCAAAAUGGAGUCUAGACAAGACAGUCUUACCUAGGACACUUCACUCAUCCAUUUAUUUAAGUUACUUUUAAAUCGUUGGUUUUUAUGAAGAGUAACUAUCAGUUAAUUAGGCAGAGCCUGCUCACUGGAUCCAGGAGGGCAAGGACAAACAGACCCCUGGAGCGUGUGAAUUAGGUUGUUGACCAUGGAUUCCAAUGAAACCAAUUAUGGAACGGGGGACGUUUGGUCUCUUUUAUUUAUUAUUUCUUUUUUCUUCUUUUUCUUUUUUCCGGAGCUAAGGACCAAACCCAGGGCCUUGUGCUUGCUAGGCAAGCGCUCUACCACUGAGCUAAAUCCCCAACCCUUAUUUAUUAUUUCUAAGAGCCAACUGUUAUUAGGUGUAUAGUCAGGCCUGAAUUAUUUUUUUUUUCUUUUCUUUUUUCUUUUUUUCGGAGCUGGGGACCGAACCCAGGGCCUUGCGGUUGCUAGGCAAGCGCUCUACCACUGAGCUAAAUCCCCAACCCCCAGGCCUGAAUUAUUAAAGAAACCAGGUUAAAAAAUAUUAAACCUAUUGUUUUUAGUUCCAGCAGAGCUAAUAAAAUCUUGUCCAAGGCCAGUGCUGGGGAACUGUCAGAGUUACCUUGAUAGGAAGCAUUAUGUCUCACAUGACUAUGAAUCCGUAGGGAGAAAGGAACAUCAUGAUCCUUGAAGAGAUAAAACUCCAGGAAGUUUCAGGUGCCCUAAGACUUGCUGAGAUCUCUGUCCCUUUGUUGGCACUCCAGCCCCUCCCCCCCACAGCCUUCAUCUAACUCCAUCCCCCACUGUCACCUGCAUCUUGAUAGCUGAAAUGGCCUUGGACAAGUACCUCCAGGAAAUAGAGAGGGAAGAAUGGUAGCCCUGCAGCUACAUUUAACUUCUCCAUUUCCAUGCUCCCUAUAUAAACUCCCAAGUGUUUCCUUUCUUCUUCUUUUUAAAUUUUAUUUUAUGAGUACACUGUAGCUGUCUUCAGACAUACCAGAAGAGGGCAUCAGAUCUCAUUACAUUGUGAGCCACCAUGUGGUUGCUGGGAAUUGAACUCAGGACCUCUGAAAGAGCAGUCAAUGCUCUUAACCACUGAGCCAUUUCUCCAGCCUGAGCCAUCUCUCCAGCCUGUUUCCUUCUCUUUUCAAAGGCACCCCUUUUCCCUCAGGAGAAUGUUUGUCCAUUGCUGUUUGAAAUAAAAGGUCUUCUCUGGCAA